UUCCGGUUUCUCCCUCACUUCCGGUGGCGCCGCGGCGGCCGCGCAUGCGCGGGGGGAGGCGCGCGCGGAGCGGCCGGGCCGGAGGGAGCGCGGGAGCCCCCCAGGAUGACGCAGUUCCUGCCCCCCAACCUUUUGGCCCUUUUUGCCCCCCGGGACCCCAUCCCUUACCUGCCCCCCCUGGAGAAGUUACCCCACGAGAAGCACCACAACCAACCCUACAGCGGCAUCGCGCCCUACAUCCGGGAGUUUGAGGACCCCCGCGAUGCCCCCCCGCCGACGCGCGCCGAGACGCGCGAGGAGCGCAUGGAGCGCAAGCGGCGGGAGAAGAUCGAGCGAAGGCAGCAGGAGGUGGAGUCCGAGCUCAAACUCUGGGACCCCCACAAUGACCCCAAUGCUCAAGGAGAUGCCUUCAAAACCCUGUUUGUGGCCAGAGUGAAUUACGACACGACGGAGUCGAAGCUGCGCCGGGAAUUUGAGGUUUACGGCCCCAUCAAGAGGAUCUACAUGGUGUACAACAAGCGCUCGGGGAAGCCUCGUGGCUACGCCUUCAUCGAGUACGAGCACGAGCGGGACAUGCACUCCGCCUACAAACACGCGGACGGGAAGAAAAUCGACGGGCGCCGGGUGCUGGUGGACGUGGAGAGGGGCAGGACCGUCAAGGGCUGGCGGCCCCGGCGCCUGGGGGGAGGUUUGGGGGGCACCCGGCGCGGCGGAGCCGACGUCAACAUCCGGCACUCGGGCAGGGACGACACCUCCCGCUACGACGAGCGGGACCGGGAGCGGGAGCGGGAGCGGGACCGCCGGGAGCGCUCUCGGGAGCGGGACCGGCGCCGUUCGCGCUCCCGGGAGCGGCGGCGGCGAACGCGGAGCCGCGAGAAGGACGAGAGGGAACGGAAACGGGGCGGGAGCCGCGACCGCAGCAAGGACCGAGACCGGGACCGCGACCGCAAACGCCGCUCCCGCUCCCGGGACCGAAAGCGCGACCGCGACCGCGACAAGAAGGACGAGGGACCCCCGGAACCGCUGGAAGCCCCCGAGGAGCUGGGAGGGGGCGGCGGCGAGCCCGGGAGCGGCGAGGGGAUGGCGGGGGAGGCGGCGGAGAAACGGGAGAGGGAGCGGGAGCGGCGCCGCGGGCACCGGGAGCGGGAGAGGCGGCGGGAGCGGGAGCGGGACCGGGAGCGGGAGCACAAACGGGAGCGGGAGCGGCGCGACGAGAGAGCGCCCGGGGGAGGCAGCGGGGGCGGCGGCGAGGGCGGCGAUGGCGGCACCGGGGGGGAGGCGGAGAUGUUCCUGGGGGGCGACGGCGGUGCCGGUACCGACGGGUACCUGGCGGCGGAGAACGGCUACCUGCUGGAGCCCGCCAUGGAGUGAGCGGCGGCCGCGGAGGGGAAAUAAAGGGGUUUUAUUGGAAAAUAAAA
Molecule: messenger RNA, 1418 nt
Organism: Haemorhous mexicanus (house finch)
Lineage: Eukaryota; Metazoa; Chordata; Aves; Passeriformes; Fringillidae
Gene: SNRNP70
Product: small nuclear ribonucleoprotein U1 subunit 70
Exons: 10
Coding region: 106-1371 (421 amino acids)
Biological process (GO): mRNA splicing, via spliceosome
Cellular component (GO): precatalytic spliceosome; U2-type prespliceosome; U1 snRNP
Molecular function (GO): mRNA binding; U1 snRNA binding
Source: RefSeq, a predicted model, not a curated record